GUGGCUCUUGCUUUUGCGUCACUCCUUUGAAGAUGUUCAGUGAUGCCAUGAUUGGUGGAAAUAGCUGUACUGCUCCCACCAAUGAAAUCCCGAGCUGUACAAAGAGAUCUACUCUGUCUCACCGAGUAGCAUCACCCUCUUAACCGUUACAAUGUUCUGCACUGGAGGGGGAGGAUGCAUAUCCAGACACAAAGCAUGACUUUCACUGUUAUGUCUGAGGACGCAUCUACCUUGGAUUAUAAACCUUCUAUACUUAAUCGGUCGAAAAGUUGGGACUGGAGUGAAAAGAUAUGGGAUAUACUGAACGUGAAAUGAUGUGGAACAGAUUACCGACAUGGCAGGUGUUUUUGUGGUGGCAUCAUUUCUUUCUUUUGUGGACUACAAUAGACGGACAGACUCGCUACAGCAUACCAGAAGAACUGAAACAGGGCUCUGUGGUAGGAAAUAUAGCCAAAGAUUUGGGUUUGGUUGUGUCUGAACUGCAUUGGCGUAAAUUGCGGUUAACCUCGGAAGCUGGUAAGCAGUAUUUUAGUGUGGACUUGGGGAAGGGAGAACUGGUGGUCACCGAUAGAAUAGAUAGGGAGGAAAUGUGUGGGCAAAAACCAUCGUGUUUAUUGCCUCUGGAACUAGUUAUUGAUAACCCUCUACAGCUGCACAGAGUCGAAAUUGAAAUACAGGACACCAAUGAUAAUUCUCCUAGUUUUCUUACAAAAGAAAAGGUGGUAAAAAUUGCAGAGCUGGUAAAUCCAGGUGCUCGAUUUCCUUUAGAAAGUGCGCAGGAUCCCGAUGUCGGCGUUAAUUCUGUGCGUUCUUACAUGCUAAGCAAAAACGACAAUUUCAAACUGACUGUUAAAAAUCACAAGGACGGAAGGAAGAUCCCUGAAUUAGUGCUUGAAAAACCUCUUGAUCGAGAAAAGAUGCCUGUACAUAAUCUCAUCCUCACCGCUGUAGAUGGUGGAGAUCCGGUGCGUUCAGGGACAUCUGAAAUUACAGUUAUAGUACUUGACAUCAAUGACAAUGCGCCCCAGUUUGAAAAACAAGUGUAUGAGACUAAUGUUAGUGAGAAAGCAACACCCGGGACUGAAAUACUGCACGUUAAGGCCAUGGAUGCAGACGAAGGAGUAAAUGGAGAAAUCGAAUAUUUUUUUGCAGAACGAACAUCGGAUUUGAUUUUGUCGUUAUUUGCCAUUGAAUCUUCUACUGGAACUAUAGUUGUUAGAGGAAAUUUAGACCAUGAAACAAACUCUUUACAUAGAUUUGAUAUUACUGCCAAAGACAAAGGAAAUCCUCAGAUGGAUGGGCACUGUGGGAUCGAAAUUAAAAUACUUGACAUUAACGACAAUAAUCCUGAAAUCAUUGUUACAUCUUUAACAUCGCCUGUUCCAGAAGACUCUGCAGUCGGGACAGUUAUUGCAUUAAUAAGUGCAAAAGACCCAGAUUCUGGUGACAAUGGCAAAGUUUUACUGACCUUAUCCCCCAAAUCCCCCUUUAAGUUAAACCCUUCCGUUUCUAACCAUUAUUCAUUAGUGACAAAUGGGCGACUUGACCGUGAAAAAAACGCC
Messenger RNA from Haplochromis burtoni (Burton's mouthbrooder), 1562 nucleotides. Its product is annotated as protocadherin gamma-C5-like. Gene Ontology annotation, biological process: homophilic cell-cell adhesion. NCBI's taxonomy places the organism in Eukaryota, Metazoa, Chordata, Actinopteri, Cichliformes, Cichlidae. Gene Ontology annotation, cellular component: plasma membrane. The record is from RefSeq and is a predicted model, not a curated record. Gene Ontology annotation, molecular function: calcium ion binding.